AUGUCUACAUUUGCAUUCACUGACAAAGAGACAGAUGGGGGAGCCUUCUCCAAGCAGGCCUAUGCUAUCGCUGCUCUUCCUCAAGCCAGCCGCUCCGGCAGAAGUUUCACGCACGCUGAAUGUGCAUACGAUAAAUAUGAUGAUGAAGAUGAUGAUGACGAUUCGGACUACGAGAUGACGCCGGAAAUGCCAGAGUCACCAGUAAGACAGCUCGCGACACCUGAGUACAGCCAUACCGAUGGUAAGCAGUCGCACCAGACGCACGGCAAGAAGACAAUCUAUUCGAAUCGACCACACGCAGCGGUAGAGAGACGAUACCGAUCCACUGUCAACGAAAAGAUACAAGAGCUGCAGAACCGAAUACCAGAUUACUUCGAUCGGGAGGACCAGACGGGAAGAAGUCAAGCAAAUACCAAGGGUGCAAUCUUGGAUCGUGCAGCACGAUACAUUCAUUUCAUGGUGCAAUCGUACGAAGAGAAGGAGCGCAGAUGUCAACAAGUCCGUCGUGUAGUGGAGCGGUGGCUUAGAGAGAACAGUGGUUGA
Molecule: messenger RNA, 543 nt
Organism: Cercospora beticola
Lineage: Eukaryota; Fungi; Ascomycota; Dothideomycetes; Mycosphaerellales; Mycosphaerellaceae
Product: basic helix-loop-helix domain-containing protein
Molecular function (GO): protein dimerization activity
Source: RefSeq, a predicted model, not a curated record